UCUGUCGGGAAUUGUGCAGCCGGAAGCUUGGAACCGAGAUCGUUGGUCCCCAAAAUUUAAGGCGGAUUUGGAAUAGUGUACCAUCAAAGUGCUCCUAACUAUCCAAACCCUUUUUAGCAUCAAAAAACUGUAACUUUCGAAACUAGCGGCUGGAUCGAAGGUUUCGAGAACCCAAAAAUAGAAUACUUAAAAGUAGCGCCGAAGGGAAAGUAUAAAAGACCGCAAGAUGGCACAGGAGACGAAGACGGUGGCGGCAGCCAAAGAUCAGAAUCAGCGAGACCAUAUCGACGAGGAUGAAGUCAGCGAACUGACCAAGUCGCGCAACUUCUACGACCUAAUUCGCGAGCAGGCAGAGCGCUUUUCCAGCACGCGAUUUGGCCAAUUCGUGAUUGAACGGGCGGAUCGAGCUCUGGUGAUGAUCGAGGAUACGGCCAAGUGGAGUCUGCCGCAAGAGAAAUCUGCUGCUCCCUUGGAACGCCCUUUGCCAUGGGCUCCCUUUCUGAUGCUCAUCAUCCUGCUGCGACUCACUCGCAUUUGGUUAUCGGUGGGCGCCCUGAUGAUCGGCAAUGGUCCCAUAUCCCCCUCGGACAUGGUCUACUUCAUUCAGACCCGACGUCGCAAGUUGCGGGCCAUCCGAGUUCAUGGCCUUAGGGUCAUGAGGCAUCGCCAGCAGGAGGUUUCCUACGGCAGCGGCAAGGGUCUGAGCCAGAAACUUACCCAGUGGUUUUCCCGGGCCAUGUGCCGUCCAGGAGUUCAGCAGGACAGCAGCAGUCGUCGGGUGUUUGUGCGCCACUCGGAGCAAGGACUUAACAACUCGGUGGUUGUAAAGCGCCCGCGGGAGGAGGACUCCAAUGCCGAUGCCCAUCACAACCUAACCAUCGAUCAGAUGCUGGCCAAGUACGCCAAUGACAACUCCGAGGAUGACUCCGACUUUGUGCCCGAUGAGGAGGAUGAGAGCAGCAACAGCAGCAGCAGCAGCAGCGGGGACAGUGAUUCCGAAUCCGGCUCCGGCGAUGAGAUCAGUGCCGGCGAGGUGGAGGAGCUCAUCGAUCAGGCCAAGAAGAAACCCGCUGAAGCAGUGGUGGAAAACGGAGUUCACAAGGCCGAGGAGAAGGAAAACGAUAAGGGAAAACUGAACGUAACGACAACCAGCAAUGGCAACAACGACAAGGAGCAGGCGGAAGUUGCUCCUGCAAAGCCGGAUGAGGAGUGGAAGUCUUCGCCGGGACACAUGAGUGCUGCCAUGAUGAACACCCGACUCUACAAUAACACCGCCGCUGCAGCCGCUAAAGAACCUGAAUCUGAAACCCCAUCCGAACCUCCAUCCCAAUCCCAACCCGAAAACGAUGAAUCAGACGAAGACGAGGACGAUAGCUGCAGCACCAGUGGCAGUAGCCAAACCGGGAGCACUGUCUGCCAAGGGGAUAACCAGGCCAAUGAGACCCAGCCUGAUACCCAAACUGAACAGAUCCUCGAGGUUGCCGCCACACUAACCGCCUCAGAACUAUCCAACUACCCCACUGUCAACACCCUAACUCCCGCCACCUCCUCCGAAGACAUAUUCUAUAGCCCUAUCGGUUCACCCACUUGCUUCAAUACUAGCCUAGGAACCCAGGCUCUCCUCAAGAGGGCCAGCAUCCAAUCCGUCCUGGCCCACUCCACGCCCACUUCGGAGACGACAGAUCAGCCACCUGAAGAGGCGAAUAACUCAACACCCCAAACACCUGCAACCGAGAAACCCCAGACUCCGAAAGAAGUCCAUCCACAAAACCAGCAGCAAAAUCAGAAGCAGCGUCAGCGCAACCAUUCCCACCAAUGCUACCGUGGACGCAAUCGGCGCUAGUCCUUGGAUCCACAUCCUUGUCAUAUCGCUCGAUUUUCCUCCUAGCCAGUUACCUUUUUUUCUAAUUUUUUACAUUCCCAUAUUGUUAGUGAAUACUGCGAGUAAAUCUCUGAACUUAAUCGGAA
Messenger RNA from Drosophila subpulchrella, 1968 nucleotides. It is a transcript of the gene Jabba, whose product is annotated as dentin sialophosphoprotein. NCBI's taxonomy places the organism in Eukaryota, Metazoa, Arthropoda, Insecta, Diptera, Drosophilidae. The coding region runs from base 227 to 1843 and encodes 538 amino acids. The transcript has 9 exons. The record is from RefSeq and is a predicted model, not a curated record.